This is a messenger RNA of Rhipicephalus sanguineus (brown dog tick), 10182 nucleotides long. Its product is annotated as sodium- and chloride-dependent glycine transporter 1. The record is from RefSeq and is a predicted model, not a curated record. Lineage: Eukaryota; Metazoa; Arthropoda; Arachnida; Ixodida; Ixodidae. Gene Ontology annotation, biological process: sodium ion transmembrane transport. Gene Ontology annotation, cellular component: membrane. The coding region runs from base 593 to 2617 and encodes 674 amino acids. The transcript has 14 exons.
CCGCAGCCGCGUGACGAAGUCUCCCUGCUUCCACAAAACUGCUGGGAGACCCAACGGGACGCCCUCUCCGGAAUCGAAAGUUCGUGUGGUGCGCGAUGUGAAGAAGACGACGAGGAGUUAGGUUUGCUCGAAGAUAGUGCAACCGGUAACGAAGAAGAAAGGAAGAAGGAAUCGUUCUCUCAUUCUGGAGCGAAUGAUCGCGCGUGAAACGGAGGCAGCGUCCCCGCGACUAAGAUCGCCAGCAGAAGCAACGUCUCCGCACGCGGAGCGUACACGACACGUCCGGCAGAAGCGACGCGCUAGCGAGGAUUUUCGGCGGAGGCGAUGCUCGGCUUCGCCGUGCUAGAGCCCGCUACUAAGCCUAGGAGUCGCGGUGGAAACUUCGCUGCAGCAGGGUACGUGCGCGCGCUGUCGUCGCCGCUAAGCCUAAUGUGAGUUCGAGUAUUCGGCGCACGGGGGCUUGUUUCGAUUUUUCUGUUUUCUCCCUUUCUCUCCUCUUCACUUUGUUGCUUGCGCCGCCACCACACUCGCGGCGAGAGCUGGGCCCGUCCCGUGCCGGGAAGAAGGCAACGAAAGGAAAAAAGAGCUCACGAUGGACAACCCGAACGCAAACUUCGACGAUGAUAGCCUGUCUGAGGAAGAGGCUGGCGAGACGAUCAGGCUGCGACCCUUUCUUGACUGGAGGAAUGACAUGGAGCAGGAGUUUCCACGGGUCAGCUCCCAGGUUCCCUUGUCCCCGCGGGGUGGCGAGGACGAGGAGCGGGGCUCGGACGGCGAGUACGUCGAGCGCGGUACGUGGACCGGCCGCUUCGACUUCAUACUCUCCCUGCUGGGGUACUCGGUCGGCCUGGGAAACGUCUGGAGGUUUCCAUACCUCGUCUACAGCAACGGAGGCGGGGCCUUCCUGAUCCCGUUCUUUGUGAUGAUGAUCCUUGCGGGACUUCCGCUCAUGUUCAUGGAACUGUCCUUCGGGCAGUACUCUAGUCUGGGGCCCAUCGCCAUCUUUGAGCGCUUCUGCCCUCUCUUCCACGGUCUAGGCUACGGUAUGGUGAUUGUGUCCGGCAUCGUAAUGCUCUACUACAACCUGAUCAUCGCCUGGACGCUGUUCUAUAUGUUCGCAUCCUGGUCCAAAACGCUGCCUUGGGAAAAGUGCGACCCGGAGUGGUGCACACCAGCUUGUUAUCAGUACGAAGACGCCGACGCGUGCUUUAGGAUCAACGGAUCCUACUACAACCAGACCUGUUUCAACCAAAGUAUGGCGCAAGAACUGAAUAUAUCGGCCCUUGUAAAGAACAUGGCAAAGCGAACGCCAUCGGCUGAAUACUUCAGGUUCUUCGUGCUCGGAGAGUCUCCCAGUAUACGAGAAACGGGCGAGAUACGGUGGCCUUUGGCCUUGUGCUUGCUGCUUGCCUGGAUCAUUGUCUUCCUAUGCCUCUGCAAAGGCGUCCAGUCCUCGGGAAAAGUCGUGUACUUUACUGCCCUCUUUCCCUACGUGGUGCUGGUGAUAUUGUUUUUUCGCGGUGUUACCUUGCCCGGUGCCUACGAAGGAAUCAUGUUCUACGUCACACCCAAUUGGAGGCUACUACUUACCCCGCAGGUCUGGGGAGAUGCGGCGGUGCAGAUAUUUUUCGCUCUGAGUCCGGCCUGGGGCGGACUCAUCACACUUUCGUCCUACAACAAGUUUCAUAACGACUGUUACAAGGACUCCCUAAUCGUGUCUGUGAGCAACGUGCUGACGAGCAUCUUUGCCGGCUUUGUGAUCUUCUCGGUGAUUGGGUAUCUGGCUCACGAGCUCAACGUCGAGGUGGAGCACGUCGUGGACCAGGGCGCCGGCCUCGCCUUCAUCGUCUACCCCGAAGUGGUUGCCCGACUGCCGGUCGCACCCCUGUGGGCCUUCCUCUUCUUCUUCAUGCUGCUUACCCUCGGCCUCGACAGUCAGUUUGCUCUUCUAGAGACUGUGUCCACUGCAAUCUUUGACCGGUUCCCGAACCUGAGAGAAAAGAAGACGCUUGUGGUUCUCGCAAUAUCAGUUUUUGGCUACCUUGGAGGCCUAAUAUUCACGACACGGGCUGGAGUUCAUUGGCUGGAGCUAUUCGACAAGUACGCCGCAAGUUUGUCUGUGCUAAUCAUUGCCAUCGGAGAGUGCACUAUCAUCUCCUGGUACUAUGGUGCGGAGAAGUUUCUCUGCGACAUCGAGAAAAUGAUCGGAUCUCGCUCCUACGCGUGGACAAUGUUCUGGACCAUCAUGUGGAAAUACUUCACACCAGCCACGUUAGUGUUCAUCCUGAUCUUCAACAUCGUGGAGCACUCUCAAGCGAAGGGCACCGACUACCCGCCUUGGGCCAUCGGCGUCGGCUGGACUAUCGUGUUCAUACCACUCGCCACCAUUCUCGUCCUCAUGAUCAUCAAGCUCUGCUCAGUGCCUAAGGGAAGCCUGGGACACCGCGUGGCCGUCACCAUGAGGCCGACCGAGGGCUGGGGCCCGGCGCAGACGCAGCAGUCAUUGAGGCCCGACGCCACGGACGAGAAUGGUAGCAUGAACGGCGGUAUCGGACGCGAGAACUCCUUCGACAACCCUUCCUUCAACGUGACGUACACGUUCGAGACGACCAUCUGAUGACUGCAGGACCUCUGCACCUCCCUGCGAAGCAAGAACAGGUCCAACGACUGAGUCCGAGCCGCCUCGAGGGCGGCUUAACCGGACUCAGCGGCGGAGGUGCAGAACGGAGCGCUGCAGCAGCCAGCGCUCUACUCAUCAAAGCGGAUGAUUAAGGAGCAUCGAGUUGGCCACAGUCCUCCCUUCCAGCUCUCUACUCAGUCUGAGUACUCGUGUGGACACUCGGUGCAUGGUGACACGCGCGCGGUGCCACGGUUUUUGUCUUUAACGAGAAGGUGCCGCUCACGGUUCAGGAUGUGACGAGGCAACAGGCCUCUUCGCGAACGCUUGUUUGUUCGUGAUGGACCUCGACCGCGGGAGGAAAAGCGGGGCGCGUGAACAUACUCCCUUUAGCCUUGCCAGCUCACGCAUGCGAUCAGACGCGUGAGAACUCGGUCGAUGGCGCCGUGAUGUUCAUUCACCUUUCCGCGCUGUUCUAGCUGGAGGAGCCGAAAAACCGAGAAUGAAAACUCGGCAGGAAGGUUCAGCCGAAGCAGUAACGUCACUUUUUCACGCAGACUCGACAAAGGAAGAGUGUUCUUUCCUUACUUCGGCGCGUGUCAGAAUUUUAGUCAGAGAAAGGGUAUGUCCUCGAAAGAAAUUUUGUUUAGCAAAGACGUCCUCGGUGGAACGAGGUGAAUGUAGAUGAUGUUACGACUAGUUGUCCACGUGUGUCGUUUUCAUCUUAUUUACAUGACUGGCGUCGCACCCUGUUCGCUCAGUGACAUUGUUUUAGUGUUCUUUCAACUGAACGAUGACGUGUGAAUAUCUGCAUUUUUCGUCUUAGUUCUCUCACGGUGCGUGCGUACGCGUGGCUCUGCUUCCUGGUGAAGCAACCAUCACGCAGUCGCCGCCGAUAUUCACUUGCUGACCUCAAGUUGUCUCUGAUCUCGUCACUGUACUUUCCACUUGUGAGGAUGACUUUGAGCCCUCCCAUCUCAGUGGCUUCUGGGCUCCUCUCAAAGCGGAGCCAUUAAAAAAAAUCAGCGUUUCGUACGCUUUUGUAGCGAGACAUUCAAUGCGUACAGUACACGUACCAGCUGAAGAAAAAAAAAAUAAGACCUCACAUUCUCACGGUUUCUCGACAACCGACAUACGUGUCGAGCACAUUCCAGAGGACAUGACGUCAGCAAGCACAUCCGACAACCCUUAUCGUGCCGCUAGCGGCGUCUGCUUGUGAUUCUGAUGUUCAUACGAGAUACGUGUAACAUAUAGCAUCGUCAAGAAGGACAUGAAGUUUAUUUCUCCCGACACAGCACUGCUUGUACAAAACGGUGUAUUGUUGAUAGCCUGCUUAUUUAUUCGUACGCUGUCGAUCUUGUUGGACGAUUAACGGUUGAGUUUGGAGAAAUCUAUCUGGACGCUCCUUCAAUGAAGGUUCUGUGUCGUUGUCGUGUAUGCAUGUUCUUUUUUUUUUUCACUUCCGAGACAGUGUUUGCUGGUGUGAACAAAUGCUCCUGUGCUUAUAUAUCGCUUUUCUUUUGCAUCGCCCUCAUUUCGCUAUCGAAGGACGAAUACCCACCGACACGCUGUUAUAGACUUAGAUCAAUCGUACGCUAAACCGCUUAGUUGGUGUUACAUUAGUCGUGUGUUACGUGUAGUUUAUGACAACGUUGUCGUGAUGUUUCGAGUGCUUAGAAUGUGAUCGCAGAAAUUCCUUGUCACGAGUCUAUGUCAUGAAGUGUGAUUUCCUCGAGUCGUUGACGCGCGUAGCGUAUAGUAUAUCGAGUUAUAUAGCUUUGUAAGAGAAAAAAAAAGUGACAUUUGCAAAACUAACGAAGUGCUUGACAUUGUACAUUGAGAUGAGAAGUUAUUUUGCAUAGUUACAAUUUUUGUAGAGUAUAGCACGUAAGUUUCGAAAGCCGCGCGGAGUCGUCGCUCAGCUGCCUAGCGACCUCCGAACGGUGAAAAGUGCACGAUCGCUGCCAUUGGAUAAUUUGCGUGGCAGCGCGCAUAGCACGGCCCUUUAAGUGUACGGGUUUCUGUUACGCAGCGUUCGUUCUCUGCUAUGGCAGUGUGAAAUAUGUGCGUUAGUCAUUCCAACUAAAUGUUCGAUAUUCCAUUGCUCGUCGCACGUAGACUCUGGGAGUCGUAGUUUCAUUCUCAAUUUAUACGCGUUGUUAAACGGGUUCUUUUUUUUUUCUCGUUCCCGUGCGAGGUUGUUUUCAUUUUUCUGCGCAUUUAGUAACGUCUCACGGAUAAUUAUGUCCCGGCUUUUAUGUUACACCAGUAAUUCGACAAUGUUGAGAGAGCUUUCGCUUUUGUUUCUUAUGGCUGGAUUCGCCAACUAGCCGAAUAUCCGGGCCGAAUACCCUGGCUGCCAUUUAGCCAGUAGGACUAACUGUAGUGGUAAUACAAGAACUCAGUACUGGCGGUAAUCCUGAUUCUCAAACCGCGAAGGGCGAGCGUACGAGUCAACACACGCCCGCUCAAAGCAUCCUUAGUUUUGUUACCUGUGUUCUAUCGACUUUCGAUAUAUGACUCAGUUGUACUUUCUGAUCUAGGCUGUUGAAAAUUACUUUACCAAAGUGCUCGAAACACAAAUCGAUUAUAUCUCACUAGGUGUCCGAACCUUAUCCCAGAAAUGCGCCUGCGCACGGACUUAGCGAUAAUCUCCGCCCCGGCAGGAACGGGCGACUAUUUCCUAGAAUCAGUGUGUGUACAUUUCUUCUCGAAAUCUUCAGCGGGAGCUUAUUCACUGCGUGUUCUUAUGAGAGAGAGAGAGACUGAAAAUAAUGCUCCCCUGUGGCGGCCUCUGCACAUGCCCGAACGUCAUUUUAGUUUACCGCACCGGCGAAUUGAAUCGCGAAUAUGUAGACUGUGCCUAAACACUAGCCUGAUGAACUCUUGUGUAACGCUCAGCAUAUGUGACUCGUAGUAGCAGACACUCGGGUGUAAAUAGUGUACAUUAGUGUGUUAGCUGUAUGUGUCUACAGCGCUCUAGUUCUCCCGUUAUCUCUUUCUCUCUCGAUCUCCGCGCGAAACCGGCAUGACAGAGGCAGGGCAUCACGUGUACAUUGCGUGUAUAGAGAGUACCUUUUCGUGUGGGGUGGUCGCUCAGGUGACUGGGACGCGGGGUUCAAAACCUUGCGCUCAUAUUUUUCUGAUUUACCCUUAUUUGUCUUUAACCAGGAGGAGGGUGUUACUGGGUUUUUUUUUAUUUUCGUUUAUUUUUUCAUUUAGCUCGAGCUUUGUGGCGCACUGGGAUGUCGCACGAUGCCGCACGUCUCAGUUGGUGGUAGGGCUGUCAGACAAGUGAAUGGGGAUUCUUGCGAACAGUGCGGCAGCGAAUGAAAGGUAGUAUAAACAAUUGGUCGAGCUUCGUUUGCGUCUUGCGGGCGAGAGAUUAGAUAUACCAGAUAAGCUUCGCAACACGUGUGCCAGUGGUGUGAUCAACUCACUGAUUUUAUCGUUCGGCGACAGUCUUAGUGACAAGCAAUAGUUAAAAGCUUGACCGCAGCCCCUCCUUGUUGAGGAACAAUUAGUUUCGGUCAGUAACCUUGUCUUAAUUAGACCGUUAUAAGUAAUCCGGGGCUUGGACAACGAUAAUGAGACUUGUAGCAAUCCUUGAGCUUGCGGUUAAAAGAGUCUUUUUUUUUUCGGAUGCUUAAAGGAAUUUAUCGAUGCGUCCGUAGAAUGAAAAAUAAUAAGUGAUGAGAUGGGUGAGAUAUUAACCGCGAGAAACCUUUUUUUUUUCAAAGUCAAUCGGUCUCAGUUGCGAUGGGAGCAAUGAAAUAAGAAAGCUCGCAGAAAAACCUAGCUGGCUGCAUCUAAGGCAGAAAUAAACCUUCAUCAGCCUAUGCAUGGCACACAAUAGUCAGCAUUAUUCUGACAGCUCGAAUAUACGUUUGUGACAGUACAAAGAUGGUGAAAGCGGUUCCAUCAGUCACGCGAUGACGUGAACGCAACCUCGUCUCACUGAGCGUUCAAAAAGUAUUCGAGCGUUAGGAGGCAAGCGCUCGUAAAGCCUGUAGAUCUGAAAGGGCCAGUCUCAGCUCGCGGACAAAACCGCCAAUGAGGGUGCGUGGGAGGCUGGGGGUGUGCCAACUCGAGGAAAACGUUUUGGAUUGGUUUACCUUGCCACUCAUUUCACCUUGUACUCUCUGGUAAGAAACAGUACGGGAGCGAACUUGCUUCACACUCGAGCACACCCGGGGAUUGAUGUCAGUUAGCCAAGUACACUUCAAUGUCUACUCGUUUAGCGCUCCCGCAGUACUUACACAGAACCUAUUCAAAACAGCACGCCUACACUACAGCUAUCAAUGCUGCUGCUCGUUAACCCGGACUCUGUAAGCAAUAUGAACCGCAUCCAAAACGAAACUUUGGGGCAGCGGCAGUCAGCUCCCACACCGCACCCGUUGCGUUUGGCUGGUCAAUCAAGCUGUGCCAUAUAGUUGUGUAACACGAGUCUUGCCGAAGCCAUCUUUUAGGGCACGCCUACUUCAGCCCUCUCCUGUCUCUCCUCCUCCUCCUGGAAUAUAGUCUUUCAUGAGGGGCGCGGCGGUGUUCUUUUUUGCCAGCGGGAGCGGCCCGCGCCGUCACGGGCCCCCGCGGGCUGUCGGGAUCGGUCUCCUUCCGUCUAUAUACUGUCGUACCUAACACUCGCUUCACAACACUCAUCGCUGCAUCAGAUCGAGCGUGGGCGCAUAUUCCGUCUCUCCCCGUUUCCAGUACGGUGUUGACGUUCGUCGCUGCCGGGCAGCCGGUUUCCAGAUCUGCAGUGAAGCGGCGAAAUCGGACGGUAAGCCAGUAUUCGGUAAACAACGGUAUGCCGCCGCUCAUCUCGAAGGUCAUGCUUAAAGGGAUGCUAAAAGGAAACUACACGAAGUGCUGACUAGUAGAUUGUACGUGUUAUCGCGAGAAUGCCUUUUGUUUUCAGGCAAAUGUUAGUUUCUUAGAUAAGGAGCAAAAAGACAUUUCCUUUUUUUUUUCAUUGAAGAUCAUACUAAACGAAGCCGCCAAUUACGGCAGCAUCGAAGUGAUCAUUUCUUUGUAUACGCCUCUUCAGACCAUUCUUAUGGAGGAAAUGUUUCUGGACAUAUUUUAGCCCGAAGUUGCUCUCAGUCGGGUACAAAAAGUAACUUCCUUAGCUGAGACGGUAUGACCAUUCUCUGACAGUCUACGACGUCGUAGAAGCCUGGUGCAGAAAUUUCCGAAUAGCGUCGCCAGUGGCCAGGCGUCCUUGCAUUUUGUUGGCAGUCGGGCCUCUGCUUAUGGGCAUAUGGGCGAUAUGCUUAGUCUUCUGUCAUGCUACGUGCUAUUCCAAAUUCGUGUGAAAUCUCUCUUUAGCUCCCCUUUAAGGUGAAGGUGCACACUGACUCUGCUUUCGCUCGCACCGCCCGAUGAAAUCGCAGUGUAGGAUUGCCUGUCAUUGGUGCAGUUGAUGGCGCCAUCGUGCACCGUUGGGCUAGGCGGCAACGUUCUGGGUGGAAGCGGCUGUCCGAGGAAAGUUACCGUAAAACAAAAAUGAAAGUUGAAGUGUCUGUGAGCACGGGUGCGAAGUUGGCGCUGUCAAGCUUACGUGUAACUGGUACCAGCCGAGGCGAGAACAUAAUAUUUGUUGGGGUUUUACGUCCCGAAACCGCGAUACAAUUGAUACAAUCAUGAGGGACGCCGUAGUGGAGGGCUCCGGAAAUUUUUACCACCUGGUAUUCCUAAACGUGCACCCAAUUGCACGUUAAAGAACACAAGAUGUGUACGCGGGCCUCUAGCAUUUCGCCUCCGUUGCCAUGCGUCCGCCGCGGCCGGAAUUCGAUCCCGCGACCUUCGGGUCAGCAGUCGAGCACCAUAAGCACUACACCACCGUGGCAGAUGGAGGCGAGAGUAUCAUUUAUUGUUAGAAAUAAAAUCACAAAUUGGUGAUUUCUUUCGUAUUCAUCUAAUAGACAUUUUUAUGUCUGUACUUAAGCGAUAUUACGAUGUGACCGAAUACUUCGCUACAAAGGUUCGUGGACAAACUCAUAAGCAAGAGGAAUGUAUUGACUAAAGCGAUGUUUAGUUCCAAUAACUAAAUUCUGCUUCGUUUUGUGUACGUCCCAGAGUUCUUGCUAAACUUAUCUAAGCACGCACGUCCACAAACUUAUUUUUCUAUGUUAUUAUUACUCGCUACGAAAACAUUUCAUUUCAGUCUAUUGAACAUUCACUAGAAAUCGCGCUUGCGUAUCUCAAGAAACCGUUUACCGCACGCCUUCAUUUCGCUCGUCUAUGCCUCGGCGAUACCUCGGUCACACGGAGCAUCCCAGCGCUGUCUUCUCGCCAGUGACGCCGCAAGGUGACGUUGUCAACCGCGCUCUCUUGCUGCUGCAGCGUUGUUUGAGACGCGAGGAGCGACGAGCACUUCUUGAGGACAGCACGAGACGUUGUAAAUAGGGAAAACACCGGAACGCGGUCGCACGCAGUAUAUGGACGGAACGCAAGGUUUGUCCUUGUUGGACUGUGUGAUAACAUGUAUAUAGACCUUUCGGCUCACCGUCAGCUACAAGUAGAUGAAUACCGCGUCGAAGUGUGUAGACUGAAGGCACCUCGGUCGUUUUUUGUUUUUAUUUUUCUGUGGAUGUUUUGCUUCUGCCUCGUCAAGAACGGUUACGUAUGCAUUUCCACAUGCUUGUGCAGAGCACGGCGUUGGCAUAGAUAACGUUUCUCUAUCAAACGUUUAGCUCGGUAUGAAUGCACACAAAACCCAUACGAGGAUACGGGUGGAGAGCACUAACAGACGAGUGCAUGCUCCUUUGUGAAGCAGUUGUCAAGUAGCACUCGUCACGUACCUAUUCAUGUGAUCAUUUCAUUAUGCUUAAGUUAUUGUAAAAUUGUAAAAACGCAAUUCGAGGUGUGUCUUUGUACUGUGCUGACAAUAUUUGAUAUUGACACGGAGUCCACGGAAAUUCCCACAUGAAUAAUAUUGGACGCAAUUAUUAUAAUGCAUACGUAACCGUUUAGGGUGUGGGCGGUAUACCUGUGAAAAAUAUGUAUACACGAAAAAAAAAAAAAAAAAGAGAUCGUUGACUGUUUUUGAGAGUCUGAGGUAUCGAACGUUGGAAAUUCGAGGUGAUGCUAAAUGCAAGAGGUUUAUUUUUGUUGAGAGUGCUAUCGUUACGUCUAGCUGUUUUUUAUUACUAUUAUUAUUCGCGUAAAUAUAAUGUCUAUUGUAUCGCGGUUUAAUAUGCUUUUUCUUUAGGCGGCCACAUGUUCACACGCUUCUGUUGGUUUCUAAAGCAAAGCGAUCAGUGAAGUAUCCUCGAAAUCCCAAUUAUACAACUGAAUUUUAUCAAAGUCGUUUCAUUCCUCGAAUACGUUAAUAUUCGCAGUACCUGUAAGUCGCGAUUGGUAAGCACAUUGGUCGAGAGUGUCAUGAUUGUUUCUUCUUUAUGCCGCUGCAGUUAAGUUUCGUUUCACUUGAAAAGAGGUGCCUUUUGUGACUCUGUACGAGCCAGUGUUGUUGUUGAACCGAUGUGAGCACGUGUACAUUGGAAAGGAUACAUCUGUACCUUGAGUUUGAUAGCUGAAUAAAAUGAGAUAAAAGAAAAAUA